AUGAAACUACUCUACCCUACCUCAGUCCCCCUUGAGGUUGAUAACCUCAAGGGCUUCUCCGUUUCCAUUCACCCUUAUGAUGUGAAGGCCCCCAUCCCGGAGGAGCUUAUCGACGCCGACAUCUUGGUAACCUGGGCGAAUGCCGCGGACAACCUGAAGGAUGCGGCCAAGCGCAUGAAGAACCUUCGAUGGAUCCAAUCCCUUGCCGCCGGUCCCAAUGAUGUCUUGAACGCUGGUUUCGACACCUCUCGAAUCGUUGUCUGCACCGGCGUCGGUCUGCACGACCACCCCGUGGCCGAACACGCUCUCGGCCUCCUCCUAAACAGCGCUCGGCAUUUCUACGAGAUGCGCGAUUACCAGCUCCAGAGCAAAUGGCCCGGUCACCUGGGUGGCUCCUUCCCUCGCAACGAUUUCACCACAUUGCAAAACGCCAACGUGCUAGUCUGGGGUUUCGGCAGCAUCGCAAAGACACUCACCCCGCUUCUGACGGCCCUCGGAGCCAACGUCCGAGGUGUGGCCCGCAGCUCUGGAGUCCGCAACGGUGUCGAGGUCUUCAGCGAAGACAAGCUCCCCGAACUUCUUCCCAAAACAGACGCCCUCGUGAUGAUCUUGCCCGGCUCUGAAUCGACAAAUAAUGCUUUGAACGCCGAGAGGCUUAAGCUGCUUCCCAAGCACGCCUGGGUUGUCAAUGUGGGUCGGGGAACUUCGAUUGACGAGGACGCUUUGGUGGACGCCCUCGAGCAGGGCGAGAUUGGUGGUGCCGCGCUCGAUGUCUUCAAGACCGAGCCGCUUCCCGAGUCUAGCCGCCUCUGGAAGGCGCCCAAUCUGAUCGUCUCACCUCAUGCGGCGGGCGGCAGACCACAGGGAUGCACUGAGUUGAUUGCGGAUAAUCUGCGACGAUUCCUGGCGUCACAGCCCCUCAGAAAUGUGAUUUAA
Molecule: messenger RNA, 936 nt
Organism: Penicillium cinerascens
Lineage: Eukaryota; Fungi; Ascomycota; Eurotiomycetes; Eurotiales; Aspergillaceae
Product: phosphoglycerate dehydrogenase
Exons: 1
Coding region: 1-936 (311 amino acids)
Molecular function (GO): NAD binding
Source: RefSeq, a predicted model, not a curated record